Messenger RNA from Nematostella vectensis (starlet sea anemone), 816 nucleotides. Its product is annotated as calcium release-activated calcium channel protein 1. Gene Ontology annotation, cellular component: membrane. Bases 1 to 663 code for a protein of 220 amino acids. The record is from RefSeq and is a predicted model, not a curated record. Gene Ontology annotation, biological process: store-operated calcium entry. Lineage: Eukaryota; Metazoa; Cnidaria; Anthozoa; Actiniaria; Edwardsiidae. The transcript has 2 exons. Gene Ontology annotation, molecular function: store-operated calcium channel activity.
AUGAAUCUAGAAGUAAAGAUGGAUGGAAUUUUAAAAAACACCGCCGACCCGGAAAAUUCGCCCGACGCUCUUACGCUCUCCUGGAGGCGUUUGUUGUUGACAAGAGGAAAGCUGAAAGCAUCAAGCAGAACUUCGGCUCUUAUGUCUGGAUUUGCUAUGAUUGCCAUGGUUGAGAUUCAGCUAGAGGAAGGGAUACCUGGUGGCCUCCUUAUAGCCUUCAGCGUCAUGACAACCAUUCUUAUAUCCGUUCAUGUCUUCGCACUCAUGAUAUCGGUGUGUAUACUCCCAAACAUCGAAAGUGUGGCCAACACUCAUCAGAGCUCUGGACUGAUGGUUCAUGACUCACCUCAUGAGAAAAUGCACUUGUAUGUUGAACUAGCAUGGAUUUUCUCAACUGGUCUUGGGACACUUUUAUUCCUUGGUGAGAUUGGAAUCCUCUCCUGGGUGAAGUUUUAUAAGUACAGUAUAGCAGCUGCCAUUGCUUCUUCUGCUGUACUUCUACCAGUGUGUGUACUCUUUGUUGUAUUUGCCGUUCAUUUUUACCGUUCUUUGGCGCAGCAUCGUUAUGAGCGGUUUUAUCAAGGGAUAGAAGAACUACAGCAGAUUGCAAGCCAGUUAGAGUCUUCAAGUGCUCCCAACACUGCACACAAUCAAGCAGUUUAGACUUUGGAUUUCUUUAUUUUAGUAAUCUGUAGUCCUAGGGGGUGUCAGGAAGUAGAUUGUGUUUCCCUUCAUCAAAGCACGAUCGAUUUGGUUUCAAUUAAGCAAUGUCCUUAUGUAUGUUCUUAUGGACCAUAAUGAAAUUCAAGAACUUUG